AUGGCGAAAGGAUCGAAGUCAGCAGUACCAGCGCCGGUGAAGUCGGGACGAGGAUCGGCCGAAGGUUCGUCAACGAUCGCGAGUGACUUAACGUCUCGGUUGUCGAUGAUCUCCGAAAGGUCGGUCAGUUUCGAAGAGUCGGUCGGCGAAGAUUCGGACGCCAAGUAUGACAUGAUGAUGGACUAUGAUGACCUGAAGGAGAAGACUCCAGCGACGACGCAGGAGUUCGGAGAUGAAGAAGAUACGAUGCAGUCCGCGGGACUGGCGAAACCCGACCAUGCGGAUGACGACUUUGAGGAUGGCGCCGAGACCUCGGCUUCGAGGGCUCUGGUGCAGGUUACUAGGGGUCCUCAAGAAUCCCGCGGAAGUCGGCCCGCUAUGAACAGCAGCACUCCAGCUGCGAACAAGGUGCUCGGCAGAAUGCUCGAGCAGAUGGUGGAGUUGAGCGAGUGGAUAUGGCAGUUCAAUCCCGAGAUGACGCGUCAAGCGACUUGGUCUGAGCUGAAGGAGGAGUUGCAACACCCCGUUGAGUCGACCUCGGUUACUCAGGUGGCCGAGGACACGGUGUCCCUCCUACGAGCGAUGGGCUGCGAGCCAAGGACUCGUCCGUCCGAAGUCUCGAUCAAGAGUUGGACGCCGGGUCUCGCCGGCAAGGAUCUGCAUAAGUGGAAGAGGAAGCUUCGCCUGAGCUUCGGACCUGACUCUGGGACGCCCCCCGAGUGCUCGCCCCCCGAGUGCUCGCCCCGCGAGGGAGCAAAAGUCCGCCGAGCGGUCAAACAAAAGCCAGCGAUGGACGGAGUGUUCUCUGCCAAGACCCAAGGUUCGCCGUACUUCCAAUACUCGCACAUGGUGACUCCUAGGUCGGCGAGUCGAGCCGACGGUAUUGCGCAUGAGUACGAAGGUUCGCUACGCGAGCGGAGCACGCAACGAAGCUCCACGCGACGCACAGGGCGCCGGUUUACACCGCACGAUGACUCCUCGCCCGACGAGGACAACAAUGACAACAUCGACUAUGAAGAUGGGUUUGACAGCCCGAGCGAUGAGUUGGCCCGUCAAGUGCGCGAAGGAACGCACACUCCGCCAAACGAGUGGUGCAUGGCUUUCGAGCUGAGCUUUCGGGACGGUGCCAUUCACUGGUACCGCCAACUCCCGAAGAGGACUAAGCGUCAGUGGAUGCGACUGAGCGAUGCGUUUAUCAAGUAUUACUGCUCGCAGUUUAGCCAAUCUGCGAAGGCUCGCUACUACUCUGCGAAGCGCGAGUCCUCGGAACACCUUUGUGACUACCUCAACCGACUGAAUGGUUACGCUGGUAAUGCUGGCCUUCAGUUCGAGAGUGGUGGUCGCGAUGCGAAGGGCCAUGUACAGUGGUUCCUCGAGAUGUGCAGUGACCGAAGCCUCGAACGCCGGCUUUGUCACGUCCGGGUGGAGGACAUUCACGAACGCGAGGACAUGAUCAACGACAUCUUGAAGUCUGAAGAGCGUGGGCAGUCGCGCGAGACCUCGUCUCACCACUCGCGUAGUCGAGACCAACCGCGUCGUCGUGAUGACCGUCGCCACGAAGCUUCGCGUGACAGUCACCGUCGCGACCGCGACCGUGGUUACGAACGUCGCCGCGAUGACUCGUGCCAUGUUCCGCGCAUUCCGCUAGCUGAAGCUUCGCUGUCAGACUUGGUCGCUGAACGGCAAGUCCGCGGUACCAAGGGUGGUAGAGCCGAGCGCUCGUCGCCACGUCGUACCCCGUACAGCGACAGCGAGAGUGACGCCAGUGAUUAUCAUUACUCCGAGAGUGAUCCGAGUGAUGCAGCUCUGGUGAGGAAGGAGCUCACGUUGCUGCUGCCAAUGAGCGCGAACGACGCCAAGCAGCUGAAGGAACGUACGCGCGACCUGACCAACGUCAACGCAGGGGUGGUGAACCCGGCCGAGGAUUCGACCGGAGUAACCGCCACUCCGGCCGAGACAACCGUGAUGGUCGUCCGCGUCAGUACGGACCGUGCGCAGCGUGUGGCGGAGCCGGGCAUUCGGCUCACUACUGCUACCGCCACUGCCGACUAUGCCAGCAGGUGCAUGACAUCGGCAAGUGCGAAGCACUUCAAGCCCUCACUUCGUUCAUCAAAACGAAGACCGAGAAGAAGGACCUCUCGCCAGAGCUCCAAAGCCUAG
This is a messenger RNA of Phytophthora sojae, 2160 nucleotides long. RefSeq lists its product as hypothetical. The transcript has 5 exons. Lineage: Eukaryota; Oomycota; Peronosporomycetes; Peronosporales; Peronosporaceae. Bases 1 to 2160 code for a protein of 719 amino acids. The record is from RefSeq and is a predicted model, not a curated record.